GGGACUUUAGGCACUUGUUCUUUAGAUAGUAAGGAGAGGGACAUUAUCUUUGCAUGAGUGCAAAUGACCAGAAAUUGUAUUCCAAUGUUUAGUUAACAUGUCAUCAUACUGUUGAAGCCUUCAAAUAAUCUUCAGAGAGUGAGUUUGUUUCCUACUGUGAGUGCUGCCUGACCAGGAGAGGGAGCCCUUUUUGCCUUACAGGCUUGACAGCUAUUGGGGGGGUUGACACUGGCUCUGCCCCUUCGCCCUCGUUGGUCUUCCCUGGAGCAUGCCCAUAUCCCACCAUGCACCUGCUGGCGAGCGGCUGGCUACUGCGCCAUUCGGUGGUCAUGUGUCUGCUGCUGCACAGCGUGGUGCUGAUGACCUGCUUCCACCACGCCGCCACCAGCUGCUCCCAGGGCUGCUACUGCUCUGAGAGCGACGGCCGUGGAAAGACGGUGCGCUGCAGCAACCUGCGUCUCACGGAGAUCCCCCAGGACCUACCCAAUGACACACGGCACAUCUACCUGGACUUCAACCUGCUCACCGAGGUCCCCAGCAAUGCUUUCCAGGGUCUGCCCCUGCUCAGCGAGCUGGACCUCUCCAACAACGAGCUGGCCAAGCUGGAGCGAGGGGCCUUCAGGAGCCUGGGGCCCUCGCUCACCUUCCUGGACUUGUCUUCCAACAAAUUGGUCAACAUUAACCCUGAGGCCUUCGAGGGGCUGCGGGCGCGCGCCAACCUGACCAAUAACCCGUGGCACUGCGACUGCAGCCUGCAGAUGUCCAUGCCCCACAUUGACCUGGAGCCCCUCUCGCUGACGGGCAUCGUGUGCGAGACGUCGGAUCCGCCCAACGUGGGGGCGGAGGGUGUGCCCUUCCUGCUGGCCCAGGACCUGGACCUGUGCGUGGUGAUGAAGAAGACCACGGAUGUGGCCAUGCUGGUCACCAUGUUCGGCUGGUUCACCAUGGUCAUCUCCUACCUGGUCUACUACGUUCGGCACAACACUGAGGACGCCCGCCGCCACCUGGAGUACCUCAAGUCUCUGCCCACCAAGCCGGGCCCGUCCGAGGCCUCUUCUACCGUCAGCACUAUGGUAUAGCCCAGGACCAGGAGAACCCAGAGGGGAGCUUAGGCUGGAGGGCUAAGUCUGCCAGAGGAGGUGGUUAUUAUAGGGACGUAACCUGGCUGCACCCACACUUCAGGCCAUUCAGUGCCAGCCAAGGAGAGUUCUGUCUGGCUUUUAGUUGGGUGCCACAGCGGCACUAGGAUUUGUGUCCAUAUAUGCAGGAAGCCCAUCCAGACCUGGGCACCGUACGUAACCCAGAUUAAUAAUUGAACCAGGAGUGGGCCAUUAUCAAAAUGGGGCCUGUGAAGGGUCCUUUGGCCACAUCAAACAGCACAACAGGAUAGCAACACACACUAUGAACAACUCUGUCACUCCAUGUACAAUUAUUGUUUUCCAUACAACAUCCAUAUAGUAUACGCAGUCUAUAAACGGUGAAAUGUAGUUCUUUACAA
This is a messenger RNA of Salvelinus namaycush (lake trout), 1498 nucleotides long. Its product is annotated as leucine-rich repeat-containing protein 3B-like. The record is from RefSeq and is a predicted model, not a curated record. Gene Ontology annotation, molecular function: protein binding. The coding region runs from base 285 to 1079 and encodes 264 amino acids. NCBI's taxonomy places the organism in Eukaryota, Metazoa, Chordata, Actinopteri, Salmoniformes, Salmonidae. The transcript is spliced from 2 exons.